AUGGUAGGAAUUGAAUUGAAAGGAGCAUUUCGUGGUGAAACACGUAGAAGUUUAAGAUCAGGUUUUGGUGUUUAUCAAUAUUCAAAUCCAUUCUUUCGAUAUGAAGGAACAUGGCAUGAAGGCAAAAAACAUGGUUUUGGCAAACUUAUAUUUGCUGAUGGUUCAUAUUAUCAAGGAGAAUUUGCUAAUAAUGAAAUCAUGGGACAAGGUACACGUUACUUUGCAUCAUCACGUAAUACAUAUACAGGUCAUUUUUAUUACGGUGAAAUGGAUGGACAUGGACGAUUGAAAAUGGGCAAUGAUGAUUGUUAUGAAGGAGAUUUUAAAUCAAAUCAUUUUGAAGGUGACGGUAGUUAUCUAUCAUAUGAUAAACAAUUAUACACUGGUACUUGGCAUAAUCAUUGCCGUCAUGGAUAUGGAGAACAAACAUAUUUUGAUGGAAGUCGGUAUUCAGGUGAUUGGAUUGCUAAUAAACGACAUGGUUUUGGUAAAUUAACUGAUUCUCAAGAUGGAUUUAUUAUCUAUGAAGGUAGUUGGAAAAAUGAUUUAAUGCAUGGCGAAGGAACAUAUAAUCUUGGCGAAUCUUAUACAUAUCGAAAUGGUAUGAUGGUUAAUAAUUAUCCAACUGAAUGGCCAUUUCGAUUAUGUAUUAAUGAGAAUCAAACAUCAACACUUAUGCUUACUGAAGAACCAAUUAUAAUAACGGUUGAUAUUGUUGAUUCUUCAGAUAAUAAUACUCGAGUUGAAGCUGAUUGUGGACGUUUAAUUCGACUUCGUUGUGGUCAACAAACUGAUCAACCAACAAGUGAUAGUCUACCAACACCAUUUGGUUUUCAUGUUAAUUUGAUUCCAAGAAGUACAAAAUCUACUCCAUCUGAUAACCAAUUAGUAUCAGCAUCAAAUGAAGAAAUGAAUAUCAGUGAAAGAAACCAACCUAUUCAAGAUUCAAUGUUAACUGUUACUGAUAAUGGUCGAGCUCAAUUUGUAGGUAUUAAUAUUGACACAUUUACAAUGCGACUUGCAAGUGCUUCAGCUGCUGCUAGAGUUCAAGAAACAACAACUGAAGAUGGAAUGUCAAAUGAUAAUCGUUAA
Messenger RNA from Rotaria sp. Silwood2, 1092 nucleotides. Lineage: Eukaryota; Metazoa; Rotifera; Eurotatoria; Philodinida; Philodinidae. The record is from the annotation of a GenBank genome assembly.